Messenger RNA from Cutaneotrichosporon cavernicola, 708 nucleotides. RefSeq lists its product as uncharacterized. Gene Ontology annotation, molecular function: nucleoside triphosphate diphosphatase activity. Bases 1 to 708 code for a protein of 235 amino acids. The record is from RefSeq and is a predicted model, not a curated record. The transcript has 8 exons. Lineage: Eukaryota; Fungi; Basidiomycota; Tremellomycetes; Trichosporonales; Trichosporonaceae.
AUGGCACCACAGCGUCCGUCUCCCGUGCUCCCCACCGCCAUGCCCUCUCCUAUUUUUGAGCGGCUUAAGGAUAAACGCGUCGUUCUCGCCUCCGGCUCCCCACGGCGGAAGGACAUCUUCGAGAAUGUCGGGUUCAAGCCGGAGAUCAUCCCUUCGACAUUCUCAGAAGACCUAUCCAAAGGGGACUUUGAAGGGAGGCUGGCGGACUACCCAAUUGCAACGGCUGGCGAGAAGGCGAUGGAGGUGUACGAGCGCCUGAUGCGCGAGAACGACAGCGACCCAGCGCAACUCGUCAUCUCUGCGGACACUGUGGUCAUCUUCCCUCCGGAGAAGGAGACAGCUGAGGGCGGGAGUGCGCACGGCGAGACGAGCGAGAUCCUCGAGAAGCCGCUGAACAGGGCUGAGCAGCCGGAGCUGCGAGGUUGUAACUGGCUGUACCCGAUCGUCGAAGCUCCAGGGUUCAAGCUGCAGUCAAUAUCUUGCUCAACUCUCGUCCAUUUCUUCGAGAACACAAGAGAGGAGAUCCAGGCUUACGUCGAGCAUGGGGAAGGGCACGACCGAGCUGGCGGCUUCGCUAUUCAGGGUCUCGGCGGCCUCCUUAUUGAUAGGGUAGACGGUAGCUACGACAAUUGCGUAGGAUUCCCUUCGAGCCAGUUCUGGAAGUGGAUGUCGCGGCUCGAUGAGGAGGGGACGUUUAACGACAUCUAG